Molecule: messenger RNA, 1347 nt
Organism: Penicillium pulvis
Lineage: Eukaryota; Fungi; Ascomycota; Eurotiomycetes; Eurotiales; Aspergillaceae
Exons: 1
Coding region: 1-1347 (448 amino acids)
Source: RefSeq, a predicted model, not a curated record
AUGCAGUCCUCAAAGAUUAAAAAGCCAGCCGACCUUCCCCCCUCUUAUUCAGCCACCGCAGACAGGAUCUCACCUGCACUACAUACGAAUGCAGUCAUCGAAGCCGGCCAUUUCCGUGCUCGGGAUGAGCAGGAGAUGCAGUUUCUGCUACAGAAUGUCCAGCAACUAUCUCGCAUCUACAAUCCGGAAAUCGAACCGGAACACGACACAGACUACUAUUGCAACUGCCAUAUCCACCGGUAUAUUGGCAGAAAGAUAAACCGCCUUAAUGUUCUGGAGAUGUGGUCAAGGGCUGUUAUGUAUCCAGGCGAAAAGUUCUAUCAUGACUGCUACCAAGUGAGCUGGUUCACAAACAAUCCGUACUCAACCUUCGUCGUUUCUCCCUAUGGAUUUAAUGGCGCGAGUCUAUAUGGGUCCCAAAUGCCCAGUGCGCGCUACCAUGCGGUCUCAAUUCGGCAGACAAUAAGUUUGAAUGAGUCCCUGAAUGCCAAGGCCCAGGCUGCUGUUCACGCCCAGGAACCGUCAUUUAACAUUUGGGAGACUAAUUCACUUGAAUCUUCGAUGUCGAGCAUGUCUAUCGCUGAUCCGGCUUCUAAUUCAUCUGGCCAGCCCUCGACGCGAUCCAAGCUUUCCGGGCUCAAGCGGGCAUUUUCAAUCAAAUCAUCCAAGGACAAGGCAGCUAUAAAAGCUAGUAAAUGGAUCGAGCUACGCCCCGCCAUACUUUAUGAAGAGCGUGGAAGAUGGCCCGACGAGGCGACACGGAAGAUUGUGAGUAUAUACCAGGAGGAGAUGGGGAUGACUGAGAAAAUAUCUGAACUUCGAACUCGCUACCCUCUUCAAUACCUGCAUUUACUUCGAGCCGGAUACUUCGAACCUAUCCCUGUAUCUUGGGCAAACUUGGCUUCCAAUCCACUCAAAUUCUCGAUUGACGCCGCUGCGGGGUGGAGAGGAAUUACACCAGCGUGGAGAGGAUACGAAGACACUGCCGAAGAACGCCUCUAUUGGGUCUUGAAUCAUAGGGCAGGGAGUACCGGGGCUCGCCUGAAGCCAGAUAUGAUAUCUGCUUUGGAUAGGGCGCGGGCUCGAAUGGCGUCUGCAGUGGAACCGCCUCCUGCAUACUUUGCUGUCGAUGAUGUCUGUCACGUUCAGCAUACAUCCAAGGGCUAUUCACAUCAAGUUAUGCCUCCCGCUUUCAGACCAUUUGACGGCGUUGAGACUCCUUUGGACGAUACGAUGAUUUUGUUAGACGUUUCCGGCUCCAUGGAUUUCGAGCCUGUGCGACCAAAUUAUAACCAGUACCUUAUCACUGGGUACUCGAAAUCGACCCAACCAAGGAAUAAAGGCUAG